AAUUAACGUAUCCUAUAUUAUAUAAUAGAUAGAUUCUAUAUAUACUCAUCACGACAAUCGUCGAUUCCGCGUGUCAUCACCCGCCGUCGCCCGCCUCCUCACUACACAUCCGCCGCCAAUGGCCAAAAUAAUGGUAAAAGGGUGUAAUGUAUAUGUGGUGCACAAUUACUCAACUAUCAAGAAAAUGCCGGUGGGGGAAUGUACACGAAGCGAAAUAUUUGAUGUGGCUGGUCACUUGUUUAGAAUCGUCUUAUAUCCUCAGGGAAUGGAUGAGAUUGAUUACAUUAAUCAGACUAGUGCAUUUACUAUUCAGAAUGAAAGUGUAUCAGAAGUGGAAUUGGUGGUUUCGUUUGAGAUUCUCCAUCCAUAUCCUUUACUCGGUUCAAACGUGAGGCGCUCUUCAUUUCAUGACAGACUAAUAUUUAGGAAUGUCCUUACCGCCCAACCUGGACUUGAGUCUCGAUGUAUUCCAUUUUUGCAACCAUGGAUUGCUUCUAUGCCUCGAGGAAUAAGUGAUACCUUGAAGAUUAGAGCAACAGUUGGAGUUUUUAUCAAUGCACUUGAUGUGCCAAUUGAUAGGACUAUAUUCUUUCGAGCAGGGGGUGAACGAUUCUAUGCAGAGGAGUCUGUAUUAAGAACACGAUGUCGUCAACUUCACAGACUCGCAUGUGAUUCCAAUGGCGAUGUUCUUGAUGCAGAUGUUGUUCUCGAAGCAGAUAUUGGAUCAGAUCUUUUCUGUGCUGUGCUAUGGUUUAUAUAUAACAAAAAGCUUCAAACAUUAGAUAAAGUAGAUAUUGUUAGGAGCAACAUGCGUGAUCCCAAUUCGUGGGGUCAGAGUAUGCUUCGAGCAGCUGAUCGAUUUCAAUUGCCACAUCUCAGAAGGAUGUGUAACUCGCUCCUUUUCUUUCGCGACGUACAGAUACAUGAUAUGUGCUUCCCAAUUGGAUCGGCUUUUAGGAAAUCAUGGAACAUCAUACGCAUGGUACACAAAGAUUCUUAAGUGGUAAGGAAGCUUAAAUUUGUCUAUACUUGUGUAAAGUGUAGAAGAUUCAUGAUGGUGUUACCAUUGAAUGGAUAUUAGCAUUUAUGUUUCUUUUGAUGAGAUUUUGUUAAUGAGUUUCUUUUGAUGAAUAAGCAGAUUGCACC
Salvia miltiorrhiza (redroot sage) is the source of this 1146-nucleotide messenger RNA. RefSeq lists its product as uncharacterized. Gene Ontology annotation, biological process: protein ubiquitination. The record is from RefSeq and is a predicted model, not a curated record. NCBI's taxonomy places the organism in Eukaryota, Viridiplantae, Streptophyta, Magnoliopsida, Lamiales, Lamiaceae. The transcript has 4 exons. Bases 119 to 1000 code for a protein of 293 amino acids. Gene Ontology annotation, molecular function: protein binding.